AUUCACCCAACGGCCUACAGAUGGCAAGUUCAUAGUGUUGCCUUAAGAUUAUAUGCAGCGAAGCCCAACUUGGAUAUCUAUGUCUCUUUAGUCUAUGGUGUUAGGCACGUUUUAUGGUUAUUGAUUAUGCGGGCAACUAGCGAACACCCAACUAACGAACAUCCAACGAGCGAAUCAUCACUGUAAUGGAUUUCAAAUUGUCAUGCAAUGAAUUGAGGACAACGAUUUGUAGUUGUGCUUUGUUCAGGAAACGCAGCCUUUUCAGAAUGUCCUCGUUUCGUGCUGCGUGCGAUAAACUGUUGCACAAUUCAAAACCCGCGAAAAAAACCGAUCUACUGACUGAACGUGAAUAUCAACAAAUUGCUUCCACAUCUCAUGACGAAUUUCUAGCUGAAAAUUACAGUUGCUCACAGUUGAACAAACUGUGUACAGCGGAGAAGGAACAUCUUAUUUUGCAUUAUAAUCACCUGGAGAAGAGAGUUGAACGCAAUCAGAGAAAAAUUCGGAAAAUUUAUAGCACGAAACCUGCGAUAAAAAAGAAGGACCCAGUUCAGACUGAUGUAAGCGCUCCAAUACGACCAAUCGUCGACGAGCAAGAGCGUGACAUAAUUGCGACGACAGAAGAAGUCGUAACUAUUACAGAACCGGAAGUCAACGUUGAAACCCCUGUACCCGAACCACUAGAGUUGGAACACGAUACGGAAAAUACUGCUUUAGCAAACAUAGAACUUUCCCAAGUUAUGCCACCGAAGGAAUUUCUUAAAACGGAACCGUCCCCUCCGAUCCUGAUGGCAAUGGAUCCGAGUGCAGUAGAUUUGGACUUUGGGCCUGUGGGAGAUGCCGGGUCGUUUCUGGGAACUUCAGAACCUAUGCCUAUCUCUGAUCCUAGCGUGAAGGAGCAGGUUUUGAAAGAAUUUCCUAGCUUGCGUCGAAUUACAGUUCCGAAAAGAUUCGAAGAUUUUGAGAUCGAUGAUGCCGUGCAGUACCGUCUACCAGUUCCACUCGCUGGGAGACUUACGACCAGCACACCGAUACCGUCUGUCAGAACCAGUAUGCUCCGACAGAGAGUACCAAUUGAAACGUCUCAACUUGAGGCGACAGAUGUUAGUUCUAUUCCGACUGGGACACCGUUAACUGUACCUCUUCCUGUUCCUUCACAACGCUCACAGGCUAUUUCGCAGGAUAGAACAAAUGAAGUGCAUCAUCGUGAAGAAAAUGAGGGGACAGCACCGGAGAAUCUACAAAUACCCGUUCAACAAAUGGAGGUAGACACAGAGAUACCGCCUGUGGUAACAGAACCAGAAAGGCCUGAACCGGCCAGCAAUCUCCCCGCACUAUCGUCAGAUUCUUCAACCAAUAUGCCGCCGCCACCGAACAAACGAGUUCCAAAAUCAUGCCGAAAGGUUCGAAUGUUUGGCGAUACGAUUGAGGACAAAAUUCCACUGCGGAAAAAUUACGAUUUCGGAAUUCCGGAUGAUUUUGAAAAACUCGAUGCAGGAAGAAAAAUUAUUCUUGAUUUGUUGGCCAGGCGCAGGGUUCCCGACAUUCGUGAUCGUCCGGUGGAAAACGUUCGGGAGCCGGUUUUGCGAGACGUAUCAGAAACAGUUCGUCCAGAGCUCGCCUCAAUCCAGGAGCCUAGUGUAACCCAGAAUAAUGUUGUUUCGAGUCUGGAACAACCCUCGCUAGAGGAUCGUGACCGGCUUCAAGUAAUCGAUCGAACCGUACCUUCAAUGGUGGAAGAAAUUACGGUGCAUCCGAAGGAGCCAGUCGUUCCGGCUGAUUUCGUUCCGCCGGAAGUUGGCCUAGUAAAUACUGCUGUAGAUCCUGGGCUGGGACUGGAUAGUCAAUCGAUUUUUAUAAACUCUACUCAACAAGACAGGCUUCAAACUAGUGACAGUAUUUUGCCACAGGCAGUAUGCAGUUCGAAGGAAUCACAGGUUCCUCAGUUGCCAAUUCCAACUGAAAACGUUCAGGAUAAUUUACCAGAAAACUCAACUAUAACAAAGGAUGCCAGGCAAAACCAACUUAGGCUUUGUUUAAAAAACAAAGAGAAGAUGGUUCCGAUGCUCAAGCUGUAUUUCGCAAUUCAGCACGAAAUUAGCUGCACCCGUCGCAACAGCGUCCUGUUUCAGCGAAUUUUGUUGCUAGUUGGUGCCGCUGGUUCUAAGCUGGCUAGCUGUCGUGUGUUUCGCAAUCUGCUUGAACUCAACGGCUGGGGUCUUCUAGAGAUUGAUCGUGACGAUCGUGCGCAGAUUCGGUGCGUCUCUCUGCGGGGCUCGCCAAGCGGCGCGACCCGUAGAGGGCAAUUUUAAAAUAGUUGAUUUUAUUUACUUUUAAAUGUUUAGUUAAGUAACUACAGAUUUUAUUUUUGUUAUUUCUAUUUAUAGUAGAGUUCGAAGUAUUUUAAUUUAUUUAUAACAUUAAACAAUGUUAAAACUAGAAUUUAUAAGUGAAAAGAAAGAGAAGCUGCAAUAAUCAUUUAAAGAUAUUUAUAGACGAGUUUGAACCAUUUAUAAUAUAUUAUA
Wyeomyia smithii (pitcher-plant mosquito) is the source of this 2525-nucleotide messenger RNA. RefSeq lists its product as uncharacterized. The transcript has 8 exons. The record is from RefSeq and is a predicted model, not a curated record. Lineage: Eukaryota; Metazoa; Arthropoda; Insecta; Diptera; Culicidae. The coding region runs from base 186 to 2312 and encodes 708 amino acids.